Vespula vulgaris is the source of this 3465-nucleotide messenger RNA. RefSeq names its product centrosomal protein of 120 kDa (gene rha). Gene Ontology annotation, biological process: centrosome cycle; interkinetic nuclear migration; positive regulation of centriole elongation. Gene Ontology annotation, cellular component: centrosome; centriole. Lineage: Eukaryota; Metazoa; Arthropoda; Insecta; Hymenoptera; Vespidae. The record is from RefSeq and is a predicted model, not a curated record. Bases 643 to 3465 code for a protein of 940 amino acids. The transcript is spliced from 11 exons.
ACCUUUCCCACAAUUAUCGACGAGAUGAAAGAGAAUCCACCAAUCAGCGAUCACCGCGGUUUAAUUUAAUUGGACUACAUCGUAAUUUAUGUGUAACUUAUUACUCAUUAAAUGAAAUAUUGUGGGAUUAUUGAUAUCUCAAUAUCGCUAUUAUUACGAUUUGUAUUUAUUAAAAUCGUGUGAACGGCGAAUUUUAUAUUUCUCUAAUGUGAUUUUUAAUUUACCGUCAUGCAUCUCAAUGUAUAUGUAUACAACCAAUAACGAUAAAUCGUUUUAUACAGAGAACCAAUUAGAAUACUGUAUUAGAAUUUUUCUGAAAUCUUAUAUUUAUCUUGAAAUGCAAGCCGCCAAAAAUAUUUGAACGGUGAAUGUAACUUCGUGGGUGAUACAAAUAAGUGUCAUGAAAAAUAUGAAUUUAUUAUUUUUAUCGAAUAUAAACGGUCGAUCCUUUAAACAAUUAUGAGUAUUUUUUCUUUUUCGAUGCUUAUUUAUCGAACACAUGAUAUUUGUCGUUUCUUUGGAUAAUUUAUCUUCGGGAUAGCUUCUCUAAUUAAAAUUAAUUUCAAGAAAGAUUUUCUUGAUUGACUCGUUAAAUAUUUCAAAAUCUUCUUUUAUACAUGAUUGAUCCAAAUUUCUGACGUCAUGGAUGAAUUAGGAAGUUCUAAUCUUCAAAUUGUACUUAGUAUUAAAGAAGGAAAAGGUUUUGAACAGAUUUCACAACCAACGAUUCUUAUUGCAACAUUAAAUGGUCAUUCUUUAGAAUCUGAUAUUAUUGAACCAAAUUCAAAUCCACAAUACGCAACUGAUUUAGUUUGGGAAACAGACAAAACCUCUUUAAGGAAAAUGAGAUCUGGACAAACUCCUUUAAAAUUAGAAUGUUUCGCUUUAAAAGAUCAUAACAAUAAAGAAAAAAUUGGAUAUAUUCUUCUUAGUAUAAGAUCCGCACAAAUUAUACUUAAAAGUAAAGAAAUAGGUAUAAAAGUAAACUGGCAUACUUUAUUAGGAUUGAGAAACGAUCUUAAAGCACAAAAACCUGAAUUGUUACUAUCAUUAAGCAUUGAAGAUCGAGAAUAUGUUACCUCAAAUUCUUUGACAAAGUUGGAUUAUGCACAAUCAUUUGAUUGUCCUACUUCUAAAACUAAUAUGGUAACUCCAUCUUUAAUUUACGAAGAACGACUUAUACAAUUAGGACCAUUAAAUCUUUGCAAUGAAAUAUUUCUUUUAAAUAUAAUAUCAAAUACUGUAAUAAACUUGGAUGCAUUAUUGCUAGAAAAUUCAAAUGGCGAUAUAAAAGAAAAUCUUUCAAUUUGGUAUUAUAUAUUAGAAAAUGACGUGAAACUCAAACCUUUUAUAAAAGAUACUGAAAAAACUUUGAUUCUUAAUGAAAAGAUUGUUGUAAGAAUUAGAAGUUCCUUAGAUACAUUAAGAAGUUAUUUGCUAUUAAAACCAUAUUUGAAUGUAUCUUUAAAAUAUAAAGAUAACAUUGUCAGUCAAUUUCAAAUUAAUUUGCAACCAUUAAUUAAUGAUAUUCCUGAUUUUCUUGAAUUUACCAAUGGCAAAACAACAGUCUUAAAUGAACGAUACUAUCUAAAUCAAACAAAUAUAUUUCAUCCUAUUGAUAUAGAACAUAAUCAAUCUUAUAUAGAUUUACAACUUAAACUACAGUAUGUCGGAUCAAAAGAAAAUUUAAAUAAUUAUGAAACUAAUCAAAUAUUCGCAGCUGAAAAUAAUAUGACAUUUUUACCUAUCAAUAAACAUAAUGAAGAAUAUAAAAACACCUUUCAUCAAAAAUUUACUGAAAUCGAUAUGCAUAGAAAUCCUGCAGGUGACUUUGAAAAAUAUACUUGUGAACGAAUCAUAUCUGACCAUAAAAAUUUAGCUAUGCAUCCAACAAAUUGUGAUAUGCAAGAAAAUUCUAUACCAGUAAUAUCUCAAUUACCAAAUAGCACAGAUUACUCAAAAAGUGUGGAAGCUUAUCAUUGUUAUUGUUUGGAUAUAAUAUUAGUCGCAAUCAAAUUAUCUUCAGGACCUGCAGUACAAAAUAUUGAAUUCAGAUUUCAUCAUCCAAAAGCAGAAAUUAUGUCAACAGUUCAUUCUAAAAUGUCAGUUCUUUUAGGAGAAAAAGUCAUAUUAAGAGACAUUGGUUGCAAAUUACAUUUUAUAUCUACAACAGAUGAAAUCAAACAAUUGUUAGUCUCUUUUCCUCCUAAGAUUAGUAUAUAUGGUAUGGGUGAAGAUGUUAAAACUUAUAUAGCACAGUUUUCUCUUGAUAUAAAAAAAUUAUUUCAUCAUGACAAGUGGAAGUAUGAAUACGAAAUGCCUUUAUACAAUUCAGAGGAAAUUAAAGUUGGUGAAUUAGAUAUUGUAGUUAGUUUACUCGAUCAUGGUCCAUACUACAGAAUAAAACAGAAUGUCUCUGAUCAAAAUUUUGGUCCACCGAUUAUAGAUGAUAGUUUAGCAUAUAAAAUAGUUGAUGAGUUAGAGACAUGGAAAGAGCGACAAAAGGAAAUAUUUAGAGUAGAGUUAAAAAAAAAAGAAGAACGUCAUUUAAAUCUAUUGAGCGAAGAAUGGCAAAGGCAAAAGGAAAAUUUAGAAUCAAAACUAGCAUGUAGUGUCGAGCAGUGUAAAAUGUUAGCGAAUAAUCUAAAUAAGGCAACUGAUGAUUUAAGAACACGAAGAUUAAAAAAUCUUGAAAAAGAAGCUAGAUUAAUUAAGGCAAAUGAAGAUUUGCAUUGGAGAUAUGAAGCUAAAAUUCAGGAAUUAAAGGAAUCAUUACGUAUAAUGCAAGAAGAAUCAACAUCAAAAAUACGUAUUUUUGAAGAAAAAAAUGCUUCUCUUGAAGCUAGAAUUGAGCCUUUAUCUAUAGAAAAUGAGAAAUUACGACAAAUGAUAACAAAGCAAGCAGAAGAAUUAGAAGUAUAUCAAAAAGGAUCUCUUACACAAGAUCAGACAGCGACUUUGUUACAAGAAUUGAAAACUCUUGAAGAAAAAUAUAAUAACGCACAACAUAAUAAAACAUUUUUUAAGGAAGAGUGGGGUAAAGCAGUUCGUGAAAUUCACAGAAUGAAAAGAGAACAUCAGCAAACCAUUGAAAUCCAAAUUAAAAAUAGUAAAGAGGAGUUAAAAAAUUUAGGUUUGGAAGAGAUAUUAUGUGCAGAUUCAACAGCUUUAACAAAUGAUCAAAUCUUAUUAGGGCAAAUUCAAAAAGAAAUAGAUGUAUUUAAACCUAAUUCUUUAAUGAAGGAAAAACAUCAACAGAUUCUUACACCAAUAACCGAGAUAUUUUCUAAAAAUUCUCAAACUAAUAUAAAAACUAUCUUACAUAAACCAGAAGAACACGAUGAACGAUUACAAGCUCUUAUUGAGGAACGGGAUUCUCUCUUAAAAACUGGUAGUUAUACUAACGAUGACACAGUAAUUGUAAAACUUAAUACGGAAAUUAGGAAUCUUUUGAUGAAUAGUUGA